GCAGCGAGGGUUGAACGCAAGCUGGUUUCUCAUUCGCUCGUUAGUUCAGUUCCGUCGGUCGACCUGCUGAGAUGCCGGUUUUCGGUUCUCCGUUCCGUUUCGAGCCGUUUGCUGACCGCAAUCAGUUCAGGUGUUCAGUUCUCAGUUCAGUGGUGGUAAUGUUUGUGCCUAAGCCUAAUUUGAAUAAUCGGGUUCGCAGUGCUCUCUGUAGCAGUAUGGGAUGUCGCCCGUUCAGGAGGAUCUGCGGCAGAUGCUAUCAACGGCUUCUCGUAAACUCAGUUAAUAUUUAAUUGAUAGUUGUGUGCUUUUAUGGGUGAUUAGUUUGAAGGUGCACAUGGCGUUGUUCGUACGUUAGUUAUGGUUUUGAAAAUGAAGAUCGAAAUAUGGUUGUAUCUGUGAUCUAAACUUAGUUCAACACGUUUCGUUGAUGAUGUGCCGUGAUCUGGAUGCUUUUUGAGGUGUAUAGUAGAUUUAAUGAAACAUGAGCUGCUGGUGAGCAGAGGAAAUAGCAAAGUUAAACCAACGAAUAUGAAUAUAUUGCAAAUGAGUGAAUCGUCGUGCGGAACGGCUAGUAGUGGUGCAAACGAAGCGCGAAACUAAAGUUGUAGUAGCGGUUUUGGUCAUCGUCCGAGACUUCACCGCCGACCAGUGCCGCACAACACGAUGCAAAGAUGCCUUUCGUGCAGCGUGUUGUGACCCCGAAGUAUGUUGCACGGUCGACGAAACCGUCCCAUUCCCGUGGAACAGCUGCACUGCCGGUUCAAGACUAUGAGUUGGAAGCGAUCACGAAUUUAACGCUGAGCAAUGCCCUUCGCCAGCUGGCCUCGCUGGUGCUCAUCUCGAACCAGAUUUUCACCGAACUCAACAAGGAAUUGGCUAGUGUGAGUGAGCGAUCACUCGGGAUAAAACAGCGAAUCGACAAUCUUUCCAAGCGAGUGGAGGAAUUUGACCCAAAGCAAGUCGCUGUCCCCGAAAGCGAUCUGGUGGCAUUCGCUCAGAUAAAAAACCACUACAGUACAAAGUACCACAUCGAUACCUGCCUAUUCACUGCCGAAACCCGCACGGAAACGCUGCAGGAGUUGUACGAUGCUGCGGCCAAGACACCGGUGUCGGCCAUUGCCGAAAUGGACCGUAUCGCCGGUUACAGCGAGUCCGAGCGACGCGGCUCGGAUGCUUUCCUCUGUACGCCGGUUUUGGGUCAAACGCGGCGGAAACUCCGAGCCAAGGUCGACAUGGACAUCGAAACUAGACUGCCUUCCGCAGUUGAAGACUUGAGGAAAUGGACCUCGAUAGAAGCGAUCGGUGAUACAACGGUUCCUCCAGACUGCACGGUACGAUUGACUGGCAACGGAUCUGUGAUUUUGGGGAAUGUUUCUCAGAAUGCUAGCCCAUCCUAUCAAGCUGGCACAAGUGCCUCGUUCGAUGAAACCGACGACAUCAUUAUGGUGGACAGCAGUUCCAGGGGACUCGGGCGGGAACAGGACACACCUCUUGACCAUAGGUUACCUUCGCCGGAGGAGCAGUGUCAGAUGAUUGCACUCAAAUUUCCUGCCGAAACCAUCAAAGUGGAUACCUCCGGCAAAAGGUUCGAUAGGAUGUGUUCCACCAGGAAAUCGUUGCUGCAUUUUGUGUCAACGUCCGAGCAAACCGAAGCGAACGCCGCUGGCGGUCAACCGGCAGAUGGAAGUGAUGGUGACACGAUACGACGGCGAUCAAGACCACGACGAUCGAGGGGGAAACGAAGAAAUACGAUCGCUGGAACGGACCAAAAGGAAAUUGCGGAAGUGGUUAACAAUGGGGACGAAGUCACUGCCUGCUCUACUACUGUUGCUACUAACCUGGUGCCUCGAAGCAAAUCAAGCGAUAUACUUAAAAAAGAUUCACCGACAACAUGCGCGACGGACAUUGCAUCCAAACACACUACUAAAUUGUCACAUUUCAACUCCCUCAAACAGUGGGGCCGCAACCGACUACGGAUGAUAAACCGCGACUCAAAAGACAAAGUACAAGAUAUUGAUGACUUUAAUAUCUCUGAUACGACCAGAAACAGCAAACGCAAAAUCUCUGACAAAGAUAUAAAACUUUCGCACGAUCGAAAGCCUUCCUACUCUUCGUCAGAGAGAAGUAUAACUGUCGCUUCCGGCACCGGUGCCACCACUAGCAUGCCCGCUUCGAUCAACCCGGUCAAACUACGGGAGUCCUCCUCCAUCCGCAGGCAACGCAGAACCGCGUUAGGAAAUAAAGACGAACCUCACUCAUCAAGUGGCAACUGGAGCGCCAGCUCCGAAUCUGGAAGAACAUCUAUUGGUAGUGAAAUAACCACCACUACUCACCCGAAAUCAAGUGCCUCAAGUACAUCACUAAACCACAAUCAUCACACAGUCUCCAGUGGACCACCAAGCUCCAUCAUAAGCAGGCGAAGGUUCUUGAACACUUCGGCGUCAAGCAGUGUCACAAGUGAAGGCACAGCUACUCCAGAUCUACAAAUGUAUGACUAUCACGAUGAGGGCGGCGAAACCAGCUCGGUGUAUUCUUGUGAUACCGAAGGAUACUACACGUCCUUCCACGUUGAUUCUGGACUGAAGACAUUGAAAGAAGAAGAACCUGUAACUCCGAUGCAUUCCACAACGGCACUUUCGAGUACAACUUCGUUCGAAAGCUCUGGCAAUCAAACGGUAAUUUCUCCAGAAAAUGAGUACGAACUGUUUGGUCGAGGUUCAACAUCGACGACAACUAGCUCGGCAGGAACUAUUUGCACUGUGUUAGCGGAUGGACAUCGAAACUCUCUGAUUGGUCCAACUGUACCGGAACGGAAAAGUUCACUGACGAAGCUAAAUCGCAGCAACAGUUCGGCCAGUAAUGGUACAUUGGAACGAAGCUAUUCAAGUAGCACAGUAGGAAGUACGUUGGAACGAACAGGAACAAUUAAACGUAACGGUCAUCUAUUGCAAAAGGAAGUAGCUGCUUUAAUUCACAAGGAAGAAGAAGACACAAAGAAGACUAGAAUUGAAUCCCCUGAUAGCGGCAACAAUACAAGCUCUUCUCCGAUCGAAUCGAACGCCAAUUCAAGUCCAACACAGCGAAUUAGAAGCUGUUCAGAAUUUGAAUAUUCUGAAUCGUCGGAUCUGGAAUGCGUUGAUCGCAUAGAAAGAAUCCGAGAGAAGACGACAAUCAACACCAGUCGAAUUCCUUCUAUGUGCAUUAUUACACCCACAAACAGUGAUGACGAAAACGGUUCCCUAAAGCGAAGGAAAGACAAAACUGGAGAAACGGUGCACAUGGAAGCUUUAGAAACAAAGAAAGACAAUAACAGUGGCAAGAAAAAUGCCUUACAGCCUCUAAAUAGCAUGUUUGGCAAAUUGAAGGGGGUGUUAAAAAAAUCACCCAGCAAGGAUUCCUCAAUGUCGGAGAAUGUAAACAACGCCGAACCAGUUUACGACGUGACCGGAGAGUACGUUCGUAUUGCCGAAAUAAAAAAUGCAAAGAAAAUUCAGCACGGUGGUGGUGUUUACUAUUCAAACGAUGUGGUAAAACGUAAUUUGGCUACCGUUCUCUCGGGAAAUCUCAACGAGGAAACCGAAUAUGUAUCCUUGAAUGAACUGCCGUGCAAUAUGCGAUGCGAGAGCAAUGCGCUCUCACCAAAUAACACCCCUCCUCGCGGAAGCGGAAAGCCGAACACAUCGACUACGGAAGGGGAAGCAACCGCGACAGGAGAAAACAGCGAACACGCUACAAAGAGGGGUGCACGUGUCAAACUGGAUGCGCACGGUAAGGUUAUCUACAGUUCGGAUAGUUUGAAGAGGAGAAAGGGUGCGCACACGACCUUUGCGCCGGGUCCAUUUGUGAAAGACGUAAAUACAAUACAAGCAUCGACGAUAAACAUUCCUACUACGAACACUACAACUCGGGCAGCAUCACCAGCAGCAUCCGCAGAAAAUGGCAAAAAUGCUGUUGUUGCAUCUCCAUUACUAAGUGGUGGCCUAGCAAACAGGAAACCAAUAGCAGUGAAACCAGUGAUAUCGCAGUCCGCAUUGAAAACAAAAGCAAUUGUUAACACCAAUAGUAGUAUAAGCAAUAAUAACAACGCAGUAGCCGCUCAUCGUAUGGCUCCUAUUGCCACCAUUCUUCCCAACAACAGCACGGUGCAAGAAGUAGAAAAAAUAUCCGCAGCAUCACACAUCAUGUCCUCCGGAGUUUUAAAGGGUGCAUACGUUAAUGUACAAGAAUCAAAACCACCGUCUACGAAGCCCCAAUCGAUUCACUAUAUGGAACCAACGAUUUUACAGCAUCCGCAAACAGGUUAUCUACAUUCGUCCCCUGAGGAAUAUGUUCAACUUUAUGGACCUCAAACUCAUACAUACACACUUCCCAGGCGCCCCUUGGUGCCCCAAUCGGUGGAACGACCCCAUAGAAAUGUAACGCCGACAGGAAUCCCUAUGGCGUCCAGGCAUAUCUAUGGUUAUGGAGGACCCCAGGUGGACAAUAACGCUGGGACGUUCCAAAGAAACAACGACAUGUACUGGACUUUGCAACCGCGUCGUCGGCCAAUUCCCAUGGAUCAGCUGACUAUGCGGGAUGAUUCGAAGCUCGUUCAGCAAAGCCCAAGACCAAUCGAAGAACUGUAUUCAACACCGAACAAAAUCAAAUCCAAUGCUCUGAAAACCACUCCUACCGGAUUUGCUACAUACUUUUCUCCGAUUGCAAAAACUAACCCGGGAGUUGAGUUAAAUGAUGACGUGGACAGCAGUUUAAAGAUUUCUCCGAUUGAUCCACGGAACACGGCUCCUUUCAAAACAUCUACUCCAUCAAAACCGAGCGAUACAUUACUUUCUCCAACGCGAUCGAUCACUGACGAGCUUCGAUACAGAUUAAGACUGCAACAAGUCGGAGUGCGUUCACACGGUAACUCUCCGGUGAGCUCCGGCCGUUCGACACCGAAAAAUGUGCUCGAAGCACAGGCCCCACGUGGCAGGCAUAGUUGGGCUUCCAAUAGCACCGACAUUCCACAGACGUGCUCCGAUCGACUUGGAACACCAAAAACAAGCCUUAUGGACUUCAAAAAGCUUCUUCUGGCUCAUGGAUCGAAGUCGAAUAUUACAUCUGGAAGUAAAAUUUCGGCCGUUGAACUACUUAAAAAAUCAAAAUCUAACGCUCCGGUUAACCCGGUUUCUCCCGUUACAAAAACAUCUGCAAACAGUAGUUUGAAUAUUCUAGAUCUUUCAGGAUCUCCGAAAACAUUCGCUACAAGACGCAUGAUUCGCCAGGGAAACUUUGGAAAUGGUUCUCCUUCGAAGCUCGGAAAUACAUCUAAGUUUUCUUCGAGGGGCGGUUGGCGGUACAGCAACAUGCGAAGUGAGGUUAUGUCCACCGCGAUACCCGAAGCCCACAGUGAAGAAGAUAAUUCUAGUCCUAGCACAUCUGCUUCUGUUAGUCGUUCACACUCGCAAAGCCGCAAUACAACUCCAACAGCUACUGGUCACGAAAUUCAUUCCCCACCAGAGUCAGUGGAAAACAAAAUUGUUGAGCAGAAAAUCUCUAACAUCCGCGAGAAUAUAUUCCUGCAGGAGGAUGAGAAUAACUUCAUGAAGGGAGAAGUAACAAGCCCAGCGCAGAAAACAUCGUCUCCUGCCACGACUCGUGCUCAACUUCAAGCUCAGAGGGCAAUGUUUUUGAGCAAUAACAGUCAUAUCAGUUCGGCAACCUUCAAGGAUGGGCGCUACAUGGGAAUCAGCAGUUUUUCAACCACUCCACCGAAACUCAAUAACGAAGUCAAUUAUAGUGAACCCACUACACCAAAAGAAGAUAAUCAACAGAAACUAGCAGCACCGUCACUGGAAACUGCCCUCUAAAUUUUCCCCAGAGAUGCCAAAUUUAAAGCACAGUGUAAUGAAAUUCGAAGUUGGUUUAGGGAUUAACUAGUGUAACUUUGAACUAUUGUAAACCUUUAAUUCAGGAAAUAAUGUCCAGCUCAUGAAAAAUGUACAGCUUUCAGAAAAAAAAGAAAAAAAAUCAAAACUGCAAUACUUAAUCCUCAAACUAAACUUUAUAGAGUUGUGCGUAUUAAGCAGGAUCAACUAAGAGACCAACUAUCAACAUCAUUUGAAUAUAUAUGUAUUAAAUGUGAAGAUUUCUGAUAACAGUACUAUCACACCAAGGUUCCAAAUUAUACUCCAACAAGAGAGUAAAGCUAGCUAGUCUGGAAAUGAUUGUGCAUAAAUGUUAAACCGUCAACAGCAACAGAUCGGAAAUGGUGGCAUUUGGGACGUGUUAAAUUAACUUAUUUUUUUUAGCUUCGGACAGCAAAAUAGCCUGUAGCAAUGAAUCCUAGCCAAUUUCAGUUAGACUUAGACAUUAUGUAUCGGUCUUGUUUGCACUAUCAAUCUGUGAACAUUUUUGCCUUAUUUAUUUCAAAAUAAAAUUUUAUUGUAACAAAUUAAACGAUUUCCUUCAUCCAGGUGUCUGCUUGUGGCCACCCUUUGUUGAUCAUUUAUUUAUUCUCUAUUUAAUUCGAGGUUUCAUUGUAAAUAUAUUGUAAGCAAAAGCAUUAAGAAAGGCAGUGAUCAAAGUGAAGUGUAUUGAAUUAGAAAAGGAAUAAUUUAAUAUAUUAUCAAAUUACUAUAUUAUAUUUAUAUCUACAAUAUUACACUACUUGAUAUUAUACAGAGUAGUGCAGAAUGAAGCUAGAUUUCUAUAAAGGCGUGUUGUUAAUAUUAAAUAGAAAUAUCUAUAAUCAAAGAGGCAAUCUUUAUGCAAGAGAAGGCUAAAAAUCAUAAGUUGUUCGUAAAGUAUUCAACGAUUUAGGACUGAUUCACUAUCGCAAAGUUCAGUACUCAGAUUUCGUCCAGUUUGCCGAGUUUGGUUCAUCAAGAUCAGUAGAUUUAAUGUUAGUCGGUGCAUCCUUAUUUUCAUUUCCACUAUUUAUGCUCCCAUUGUUUCCCCGGACUCCAUUCAGUUGCAUUUAUCAUUUUAAUUUAUUUAUUAGUAUUUGGUCGAGCAUUAUAAGACAUUUUGUUAGGAGAUAGCUUCAAAUGUGCUUUGACAUCCGAACGAAAAAUAAAAUAAACAAAAAUAUA
Messenger RNA from Aedes albopictus (Asian tiger mosquito), 7073 nucleotides. RefSeq names its product mucin-3A (gene gukh). The transcript is spliced from 6 exons. The record is from RefSeq and is a predicted model, not a curated record. NCBI's taxonomy places the organism in Eukaryota, Metazoa, Arthropoda, Insecta, Diptera, Culicidae. Bases 672 to 5849 code for a protein of 1725 amino acids.